AUGAGAUUCCUCCUCCUCCUCCUCCUUAUCCUCCACCUUUCCCACUCCUCCGCCGCAGGAGCCAUCUCUGAGCAUCGUGCGCUCAUGGCUGUUAAAUCCUACAUUACCGACGACCCUCGAUCUUACCUCUCCAACUGGAAUGCAACUACUCCGCUUUGCUCAUUCACCGGUGUAACGUGCGAUUACACUGGUCGUCAUGUGACCUCCAUCGACCUAACCAACUUCACCUUGUCGGGAACUCUUUCCCCAUCAUUUGCCCACCUCCGUUUCCUCCAAAACCUCUCCGUCGCAGCCAACCAGCUUUCCGGUCCAAUUCCAAAGGAACUCUCUGCCCUCUCCGAUCUCCGUUACCACAACCUUUCCAACAAUGUUUUCAACGGUUCCUUUCCUACCCAGCUUUCCCAGCUGAAAAACCUCCAAGUCCUUGAUUUAUACAACAAUAACAUGACUGGGGAAUUACCGGUUUCAGUCACGGAGCUUCCCAAUCUGCGACACUUGGAUUUGGCAGGGAACUAUUUCACUGGUCACAUCCCGUCAAGUUAUGGCCUCUGGGAGCAUCUCGAAUAUUUGGCCGUUUCGGGCAACGAACUUGGCGGGAAAAUCCCACCUGAAAUCGGCAACCUAACCAAGUUACAGCAAUUGUAUAUUGGUUAUUACAAUACUUUUGAAGGUGGUUUGCCACGGGAGAUUGGAAACUUGUCGGAACUUGUUAUUUUCGAUGCCGCUAAUUUCACGUUAACCGGCGUAAUACCACCAGAGAUAGGGAAGCUGCAGAAGCUCGACACGUUGUUUCUCUACUAUAAUUUACUGUCCGGCUACCUAGCUGCGGAGCUGGGAACCUUAAAAAGCUUGAAAUACAUGGAUUUAUCGGACAAUAUACUUACAGGUGAGAUUCCGGAGAGUUUCGCUGAGCUUAGAAACUUGACUCUGCUCCAACUUUUUAGAAACAACCUUCAGGGACAGAUUCCUGAGAUUAUUGGUGAGUGGCCCGAGUUGGAGGUAUUACAGUUAUGGGAAAACAAAUUCACUGGAAGCAUUCCUCAGAAGUUGGGCAGUAACAAAAAGCUUCAGAUGUUUGGUCUUUCAUGGAAUCAGCUAACCGGUACAAUUCCUCCCGUUGUUGGAAACCUGACAUCCCUCACACACAUUCUUCUUUCCCAUAACAAAUUGACAGGGAAAAUCCCUGCCUCAGUAUGCAAUUUGAGUUCCCUCAAUGUUCUCGACUUUAUGAAGAAUAGAUUAAGUGGAACAAUUCCAUAUUGCAUUGGAAACUUGAGUUCUUCUCUUUCACACAUUGAUCUGCAGGAUAAUAAUAUUCAUGGUAAAUUACCAGAAAAUUUUGUUAAACAUUGCAAGUUGCAAAGUUUUCGGAUCAACAACAAUCAUGUAGAAGGGUUACUGCCCCGAUCUUUGGGUAAUUGCAAAGAUUUGCACCUUCUUGACGUUGGGAAAAACAAGUUACAUGACACUUUCCCAUUUUGGUUAGGAAAUUUGGAUCAACUACAAGUUCUCAUCUUGAGGUCGAACAGAUUCUAUGGACAAGUGAAUAGCUCGGAUAUUGCAGUUUCCUUCACUCAUUUGCACGCCAUUGAUCUUUCUCAUAAUAACUUCAGUGGUUACUUACCUACCAAUUUUUUUGAAAAUUUGCAUGCUAUUAAAGAAGGGGAUGGAAAGAAAGUUGAACCAGAGUACAUGAAAGAUGAAUUGGCUGACGGAAGAGUGUAUUAUGUGCAAGGUUUAUCUUUUACAAUAAAAGGGUUCGAAAUAGAGUUUCAAGAACUACUGACCAGCUGGAUGGUAAUUGACUUUUCCAACAAUCAAUUCUUGGGAGAAAUUCCUAAAACACUUGGUGAGCUUCAUUCUCUCAUUGUCCUAAACCUCUCUCACAAUUGUUUGAAGGGUUCUAUCCCAUCAUCAUUUGGUGAUUUGUCAAAGCUUGAAUCAUUAGAUCUCUCAUCAAACAAGCUCCGAGGAAAGAUUCCAAUGGAGUUGAAUAAUCUUGGAUUCUUGGAGGUGUUAAACCUUUCUCAUAAUUAUCUGGUGGGACCUAUUCCUCAAGGCAAACAAUUUGAUACUUUCACCAAUGAUUCCUACACAGGAAACUUGGGCUUAUGGGGGUUGCCAUUAUCAAAAGGUCGUGAUAAUGAUGAGAAAACUCCAGCAAAAUUUGAUAGAGAUGAUGACGAUGAUGAUGCUGAUGAAUUGAAUUGGAAAUUUUCUAUACUGAUGGGGUAUGGAUGUGGGUUGGUGCUGGGACUGAGCAUGGGAUACAUUGUAUUCACAACAGGAAAACCAUGGUGGUUCAUUCGGAGCUACGUGAGAGUUCAACAAAGAUUUGCAAAAUGGUAUAGAACUAAACUCCUUCGCUGA
Hibiscus syriacus is the source of this 2370-nucleotide messenger RNA. RefSeq names its product leucine-rich repeat receptor-like serine/threonine-protein kinase BAM1. The record is from RefSeq and is a predicted model, not a curated record. Bases 1 to 2370 code for a protein of 789 amino acids. NCBI's taxonomy places the organism in Eukaryota, Viridiplantae, Streptophyta, Magnoliopsida, Malvales, Malvaceae. The transcript is spliced from 3 exons. Gene Ontology annotation, molecular function: protein binding.